Molecule: messenger RNA, 528 nt
Organism: Suillus plorans
Lineage: Eukaryota; Fungi; Basidiomycota; Agaricomycetes; Boletales; Suillaceae
Product: DUF298-domain-containing protein
Exons: 6
Biological process (GO): positive regulation of ubiquitin-protein transferase activity; protein neddylation
Cellular component (GO): ubiquitin ligase complex
Molecular function (GO): ubiquitin conjugating enzyme binding; ubiquitin-like protein binding; cullin family protein binding
Source: RefSeq, a predicted model, not a curated record
AGAAUCUCCUCAUUACCAGUUCUAGCUCAAGCCUUGAGAGAGCUUGAAGACCUUCUUAUUCGUGAUAAGGAGGCGCUUACUCGCUCGGCUUCUGCCUCGAGUCAAGCGAAGAAGCGUGGCGGUGCGAGCACAAAAGAGCCCUACAACCGAACUCGUUACAGAGAGUAUGCUUCUGACCGCAAGGCUGCUUUCGCAGAUCUCUAUCAGUUUUGCUUCACACUUGCGAAGCCACCACAAGCACGAAACAUCGACUUAGAGACAGCUAUGGCGUUGUGGUCAGUACUCCUUGCUCCACGAUAUCCAAUCGUCAACGAUUUGAUCACCUUCUUGCCUGUGAAAGGCACAUAUAAAGGUGCAAACAAAGACAUUUGGAAUAUGGUCCACGAGUUCUGUCGCGUUGUGGACCCUUCCUUGUCUAAUUACGAGGCUGACGGGGCUUGGCCAUCAUUACUCGAUGAUUUCGUUGCAUGGAUGAAGAGCAAAACAGAUGAUGGCGCGGAGGCUGUUCCGGCUAAGGAUGAAUGGUAA